Messenger RNA from Mesorhabditis belari, 6954 nucleotides. The record is from the annotation of a GenBank genome assembly. Lineage: Eukaryota; Metazoa; Nematoda; Chromadorea; Rhabditida; Rhabditidae.
AUGUUCUUCAGCUGCGGCGUCAAUAGCACUCAGGCGUCUGCCCGGCAAUUGAUCGUACAAGAGGAAGCUGAGGAAGAAAGUCAACUCAAAGAUCCACCCUCACAAUCAAUCCAAGCAAAUCGUUGCCUUUCUCCCCAAUCUUUACUCAACAAGACUCACUCGAGCGCUGAAAGUUCAGACACAUCAAGAAAAGAAGCUGAAGAAAGGGAACGGGCCGAGCUUAUUGCAGGUAUUUCCGGAGUGAUGGGUGAUCACGAGGACACCCAAAGCACCGGGAUUGGUGGAGAGAUUUACAUCCCGCCAGGCGACACCGGUGAUCGAGCGGGAACAAUCGAGAUACCGAGAAAUUCGGGAGGAGGUGAUGGAGAGCGUCAAUCCCGUGAACCCGACAGCCCAGGCUCUCGCUCUCAUUAUGGAGAAUUCUAUUGGGAUACAAAUGGUGAAACAAAUUACCACAACACGUCAUCGUUCGACGACGAUUUGUUGGAUUUCGACCCGGGAAGGGGAUCGACGGCGGCUCGUUUAGAUCGAACACAAGAUGAUUUGAAUAAAUUCAAGAAAAGAAUCGAUAGCAAUGUCGAACAGCAGAAAGAGUAUUCGGAUAUGAUGCACUCUUUGCAGCAAAAGGUCUCCGAGUACCGCAAACACAUCGCCGAACUCGAGGGAAAAAUGGUCGGAGCUCGGAAGCGUUAUUUGGAUGACGGAGGAAUGGGAUUGGAUCCAUCAAUUUUCGUGGACACUGGAGCAAGUGGCGGUGGAUUCUCGACUGGAGCGACUGGUGGAGGGAUUGGAGAUCCGUAUGGAGGAAGAAGCCGUGUCGAGUUGUGGAGUCCGGCUCGUCGACAGAACAUUAACCUCAACAUUUGGGGUGAGGGUGGAGCUGGUGGAGGGGGUUUGUACCCGAUUGGUGGGGAUACGAAUGCGAAUUUUGACGCGAAACUGGAUGAGGAGAGAAGGAGAUCCGACGAGUUGCGUCUCCAACUCGACAACGCAGCGGCAGUCAACAACCAGCUGGCAAACGAGAUCGAGAGCCUCCGUCGACAAGCACAAGCAAUAUCUCAAGAUCACCAAAACAAGGAACGUGGAUGGAAUGCAAAAGAAAGAAAUCUUUCUCAAUAUCUGUCUGAUGAGCAGCAGAAAAUGCUAGACUUGUGGACAGAGUUGCAACGAGUUCGAAAGCAAUUCAACGAUUUAAAAGACCAAACACAACGGGAUCUCGACAAUCAACGUGCUGAGUUCAAUCGAGUGAUUCGUGGGAUCGAUGGAGUUGCUACAGGCGGUGGAUCGACGUUCAAUCACGAGCUGACAGUCAUUGAAGCAGUCAAGAGAAUGAGAGGCGGCGGUGAUGGAGAUUUGAAAGCAUAUUUGGAUGAAUUGCGAGGGCAAAGGGGUUAUACGGGAAGCUCUGAAGGCGAUGCUGAGCUGCACAAAGAGUUGAUGCAAAAAUAUGAGGAGUCUAUUGAAAGGAAUAUCGAACUUGAGUCAAAGGGUGACGAAUCUCAGAGAAAAAUCGCAGAAUUGGAGGCGGAAUUGCGACGAGCAAAGGAAAAGCUCAACGACAGCCAGUCGGCACUGAAAAAGUUGCACGAAAUGGCGUUGGAUCAGGAAAAUGUGAGAGAUGGAACGGUUCAGAUAAAGAGAUCUCGAUCGAUGUCACCCGGCAAAACCCCAAUCUCACCAACUGAAGUGCUUCGAGCGACAAGGAAUGCUUUUAGAAAUAAAGACAAUGAACUCCAACAACUCGAGAGAAAGCUGAAGAUUGCUGAAAAUCAGGCUAAAGAGUUUAUCGCAAAGUUUGAAACAGCUGAAGAAGCAAGGAGAAGAUUGGACAAACAAUUGGCUGAUGCAAAAAGAGAAAUCGCAAAUCAACAGAAAUUGGUUGAUGAGAACGAGAGAAAUUUGAGGAGAUUGGAGGAUAAGCUGAGAAAUUCCGAGUCGGAGAAGGUGGCAGCCGAAAAAGCGAGGAAAUUCCUGGAGGAUGAGUUGGCUCGACUACAAGAACAAUAUCAAAAAGCGACAUCGGAAGACGCGAAAAGAUUGAGAGACGAAGGAGAAGAACAAAUGAAUCAUUUGGAAGAGGAUUACAAGAAUAGAAUCAGCGAGCUGAAUCGUCGAAUCGAGAACUUGCAACGGGACAACAACAAGUUGAAGCAAGAGCUUGUCCCGCUUAAAGACAAAUAUCGCGAUCUCGAGAGCGAAUCCAAUGCUAUGCAACGCCGCUUGGAGGAGCGCGACGCGCAAAUCCGUUUCCUCGACAAUCUCAAGUCGAACACGCAAAAAGAUUUGGAGGAUUGCCGCACGAAAUGCGAUAUGUUAUCGAGUGAAAACGAGAGAGCAAAUUCGGAAUUGGAAAAUGCAAUCAAAAAGUCGCAUCUAUUCGAACAACAAUUGAAAGAGAUCAAGCAGCAAAGGGAUGACUUCCAGAAGCAAAAAGACGAGCUCGCAAGAAGUCUUUUUGAGAUCAAACAGCGCAUCGAAGAUGAGCGAAAGGCGCGCAAUGAGGCGCUCAAGAAUGGCGAGAGAUCAAAUGACGAGGUUGAGAAGCUGAAACAAGCGCUCGACGAGCAAGAUCGACAGAUCAUUUUGCUCCGUAGACACAACGAUGAGCUGGACACAACGGUGAAGAACAAUCAGGCGAAGAUCGCCCAGCUGGAGAACGAGAUUCACUCGAGGAAUACGGAAAUUCAAAAGUUGAACGAUUUGAAUCUAAGGCUUCAGACUGAGAAACAAGAUGUGCUGAAUCAAAAGCACAAAGCUGAUGCGGAGAAUGACGUGUCGAAGGAGAGAAUUCGAAAAUUGCAACAAGAAGUUGAAAAGCUACAGAAUGAGAUCAAAGCUCUCGAAGCUGAGAGGGACAAAGCGCUGGCCGGGGCCAAUCAAGAAACCCAACGAGCUAAUGCCUUGGCUAAAGAGUUGGCAAACAACAAGCAAGAUCUUCUAGAUAUUAAAGACAAAGCCGCCCAGCUCGAGAAAGAGGUACAAGAGUUGAGGGAUCGUUUGAAGAACGGUGGAAAAAGAUUCGGCACCAACAUCAACAUUCAUGGUGGCGGUGGAUCGAGACCGGGAUCGGUCUACGAUCCGGCAAGAUCCGGUGGUGGAUCGGAUGGACAAAGAGGCGGUGAGGGUGGAGAUGCGGCAAGUCAGACUCCCGGAUCGCCGAGUCAAGGCGGUGGAUAUGUGGACAUUCCGAGAGAGGGAGAGGAUGGAAGAGAUGGACUCGACGGCGGUGUUGGCCCAAGAGGCCGAGACGGUGAACCGUCCAUCGAUGAUGAAAGAUAUCGUGGCGGUGUCGUUGAUCCCUAUCGCGAUGAUGAGCUCACCGAGAUUCGAAUCCGUGACAUAAACGACAAAUGGAAAAUGGAAGUGGAACGGCUCGAGAAUGAGAAAGAAGCUUUGGAGAGAAAGAUACAAGAGUUGCGAGAUGAAUUGGCACAGGUUGGACGCGGACAGGAUCGUCAAGAAAACGAUUUGGCUGAGCUACAACGGAAACACCAAGCCGAGAUUGAUAAGCUGAAGGGUGAACUCGCUGCGCUGCAUGAUAAGCAUUUGAGCGAUCUUGACGAUGAAAGGGAACAGUACAACAAGUCUCUCGAAAAUCUCAAAUCGAUUGAGAACGAGUUGAGGGACAAGAUCAAUGCCUUGGAGAGAACACUGGGUGAUGCGCUUACAAGGGAAAACAUUUUGGAGCAAGAUUUGAAAGAUCGAGAUGAUAAGAUGAAUCAAAUGCACUCACAGAAUCAAAAGUAUCGGGACGAUUUGGAGGAUUUAAGAAAUGAAAUGGAUAAGGAAGUUCAAAAGUGGAAAACCGAAGCCUACACGAUUCGCUCUGAGGCAAAAGCACUCGAGACGGCAAACGCCGGUUUAAAUGCCCAAUUGCAAGCGGCUACUGAUAAAGCAGAUCUCCUCAACAAGCAGAACCUGGACUUAACCUCGAAAAUUCGAGAACUAAAUUCUCAAAUUCGUCGCCUCGAUGAAGAGUUGAGCGAUGUGAAAUCGACGCUUUUGCAGAAAGAUGGUGAGCUGGAAAGUGCGUUAAAUCGGCUGAGAACCCUUGAGGAUCAAUAUGCGAUUUUGCAGAGUGACAGCAACAAGUACCGCUCAGAUCUUGAGCAAACUCAACGGGAAAAUGACACGUUGAAGAACACCAAUGUAAAUUUGGAGUCAGAAUUGUCAAGACUUCGGAAUAAACUCCAACAAAGCGAAGACAGUUUGAAGGAGUUGAGGAACAACUACAGUUUGAUCAAAUCGGAGAAAGAACGCCUUCAAAACGCUUUCCGCGAAAAGGCCAAACAAGUCGAUCACUUAUCUCAAUUGGGUCAAUCAGCCGAGAGUCGAAUCCAAAAAAUGAGAGACGAGUUGAACUCGACCUCAGAAAAGUUGAUUAACUCCGACAAUGAGAGAACGACACUGAGAAAUGAGCUGAACAAAAUGCAACAAGAGCUGAAAUUCGGACUAGAGCAAAUGCAUCGAAAAACGGAUGAAUAUGAGAGCACGUUGAACGAUUUAGCGAACGCGCAUCGAGCGGCCGAGGACGGCCGCUUGAACGCGUUGCAAGAGUUGGAAACGAAAAAGUACGAGAUCAACGAUUUGACGUCAAGAUUGGACAAUGCCGAGCAAAGAUUGCUGGCUUUGCAACAGGAAUAUAUUCAAGCAGAUCAAGAAAGGGAUAUCUUGUCGGAUGCAUUGAGAAGAUUCCAAGCGUCCGCCAAUAGAAUUAUCAACAUUAAUGCAUUUGAUUCUGGUUUUGGAGUGAGGGGUGGAGCUGGAGGAGCGGCAAGGAGUGCAGGAUAUGACCCGAGCUCGAAUACCAACAUUGGCAUUCGCUUUGGUGGUGGAGGGCCUGGCUUCCGGGAUCCGGCUUCUGUCGACAUUCCCCCAGCAGCUGAAGAGGAUUUGGAUUCAGGGUUGCCCCGCUCCGUUCCUUUCCCUGCUCCAGCUGAUCACAUUGAUCCGUCAGCUUUGGAGGCGACUUUGCAACGACUUCUCAAUAGAAUCGAGCAACUCGAGAGUGAGAGAAACUCUCUGCGCGAUGAACUCAAUCGUUUGAAGCAAAAAGCCACCGAUACCAGCACCACUUACAACAAAAAGGAAACCCAUUUCAAAACAGUUGAGGACAACUUGGAAAAUAUUGAAGAUGAGAAACGUGCACUUGAAGCAAAGCUGAAAGCGGCGAAGGAUCUGCUUCAUUCACAAGAGGAGAACUUCAAGCAACGAGAUGAAGAAAGGAGACAGAUGAAGUCAAAAAUGGUGGCUGCUGAGCUGCAAGCACGAGGAAAAGAGGCACAAUUGAGACAUUUGAAUGAGCAAUUGAAGAAUUUGCGCACCGAUCUCGACAACGCUCAUGCCGAUAUUCGCUUGUUAAGAGAUCACGAAGAGCAAUGGGAUACGACAAGAUUCCAAUUGGAGAGCAAAAAUCGAGAGGGUGAUGCGGAGAAUCAACGAUUGCAGCUACAGAUUGCCACGUUUGAAUCAGAGAGACAAAAUCUCCAAGAGAAGAUCAAGCAACUCGACAGUGAGAUGCGCUUAACCGAACAAAAGAUGGCUGAUUACAAGGAUGACAAUGAUAAACUAAAGAGAGAUUUGACAAAGGCUGAGACAUUGGAAUCGGAAUUGAGAAGACAAGUGGAUUUGAGCAGCAAGACGAGUCAGGACUAUCUGAUGAUCAAAGAUCAAUUGAUCGCUGCACAAAAUGAGCUCAAUCAGGCAAAUUUGAGGCGACAAACGAUGGAAAAUGAGCUGUUGAAUUCGAGGAGCGAGUUGAGAGAGCACAAACAGAGAGUUCAAGAUGUGAACUCUCGUGUCUCCGAUCUCCAAAGACAACUCCAAGAUGCUAAUGGGGAAAAGAAUCGUUUGGAGGAUCGGUUGUUGAAUCUUGAGAAACAAUUGACUCAGCAAAGAAGCACAGAGGCUGAUCUCAAGCAACAACUCGAGACGGUCAAGAAUGAGAAGAGACAAUUGCAAAAGGACUUGGAGGAUCUCCGUCGUCGCUUCACGCAACUCGAGACUGACAAGGUCAAAAAUCUUCACCUCUUGGAGAAUUGGAAGAAAGAAAAAGCGCAUUUGAUGAAAAAGAUUGAACUCCUUGAAACGGAUAAGAGAAGAACGGAUACAGCGAUUAGAGAAACGGCACUGCAAAGAGAAGCAAUUGAAAAGAGUCUGAAUGCAAUGGAGAGGGAGAAUAAGGAGUUGUACAAGAAUUGCGCUCAACUCCAGCAACAAAUCGCACAAUUGGAGAUGGAGAAUGGAAAUCGGAUUUUGGAAUUGACGAAUAAGCAACGGGAAGAACAAGAGCGACAAUUGUUGAGAAUGAGACAGGAGAAGGGACAGAUUGAAAAGGUCAUUGAAAAUCGUGAGCGCACUCAUCGCAAUCGAAUUCAACAAUUGGAGGACCAGUUGAGAAUUUUGAGAGAACAACUGGACCAAGAAAGACGCAGAAGAAGAGACUUUGCUGAACGUGGCUUGGUCAAUGACAUUGGUCGUCUUGGUGGGAACACGUUGGGAAUCCGUGGUUUUGGCGGAAACGAUGACACGACGAUCAAUGUUAAUUUGGGUCGUGGAGGGAUCCACUCGGCUGGUGGUGGAUUGGGCGGCCUUCAUCCACGAAUCGGAGGAUUUGGGAACUAUUCGGGAGUGAGAUCAACGUUUGCGUCGAAUCCGUUAACGCCUCCGUUGGGUGCCUCAACACCGACGCAUCGUCAGACUUAUGACCCAAGACCGACCUCAGUGAUGGGAAGAGAUCCAUCGGUGACUGGAUCAAUUUAUGGAGGUCGAGGAAGUGAUGCGCCCAGCACCCGUGACCCCUCAAUCAUCGAGAUUCCGAGAGCCGAAGAAGAUAUCGGAGCUGAGGUGAUGAUCCCGAGAGAGCCUCAAGAGAUUUCCUAUGGAGGGCCGGGGAGUGAGACAUCGAGUAUGACAGGCUCUCGCUACGACACCCUGGGACGUGAUCGUGGCAUU